This is a messenger RNA of Paramecium sonneborni, 1065 nucleotides long. The record is from the annotation of a GenBank genome assembly. Lineage: Eukaryota; Ciliophora; Oligohymenophorea; Peniculida; Parameciidae.
AUGCUAGCUCCUCAAUACAUUUUAACAAAAUUUUAGGAGUUUUUAGAAACAUAGCUUGAAAAUAAACCAAACAAAAAUGAAGUAAUAAAGAAAUUAAGAGACUUUAAUAGAUAUUUUACUGCAAAUAAUUAUAACAUAAGCAAAGGGUUUGAAUAUUUUUAGAACAAUUAAAACAAUAUACAAUAAUUAACACCUAUACCCAAAAUAAUUAUUGAUAAACUUCAAAUACUUGAAACUGUAAUGUAACCUACUGGACAAGGUUUAUAAGGUAUAUAUUAUGCAAUUAUGAUUGGAUUAUAAAAUAAAAAAGGGUAAUUUAUUGCUGAUGGAACACCUUAUUAACAAUUAAAUUAAUUGAUAAAAACUAAUUAAAUUAAUUAGAACCUUGGAUUAUGGUAUUUUACAGAAAUAGCAACAAUUCUAUUGAAAAAUAGUAUAAAUAUAAAUUUGACUAAUCAUUUGCUUGAGAAUGGUAUAUAAAUUAGUGAUUAAAUUGAUGUUAAAAAUUUGUCUAUUGGUCAAAGUGCACUUUUAGUUGAUAACCUUAAAUAUGUUAUAAAUGUUGAUAUACAAUAAAUACUUUAUUACAAACCAAAUAAAACACUACAUAGAUUAGUGCUAUUAAAUUCUAGUCUUCCUAAUUGUCUAAAAAUAAUGAUAGAAAAUGAUUUAUAUUAAGAUGUGUUAUUGUUUUCUUUAUUUUAAGAGGAUUAAAAUACUCAAAGAAAUCAAUAAUUAAUAAAUUCUCAAAAAUACUCUCAACAAUAAUAUUACUCUCAAUAAUAAUAAUAUUAGAAUACUAAAUCAAAGUCUCUUUAGCAGUAGGUGAAAAUACUUUUAGAAGAGAUGAAUGUUCAGACAGAUACUCUUAUUGAAUAAAAUUAAUUAAAGAUAUUGUCUGAGUAUAAAGCUUAGUAAUUGAUUAAGAAAAUGAAGAAUUAAAUAUUGUCAGAGGAGAAGAAAAAAUGUUUGAAAUGUUAAUAAGAGUUUAUUAGUGAUGUUGGAAGCGUAGCAGGAUAAAUUACAAGUUUUUGUAUGAAAUGUUUUAAAGAAUUUUCAAUUUGA